GUGUAUUCUUCUUCUUGAUUUAGUUCUUUACGCGUACAAAUCUGAAGUACAAUUGGAAGCUCGCGUCUGCCACCCACCGUCGUGUCGGGGAACAUUUGCAAAAAGGAGAAAAGCUGAUCAACGUACCGUUACCAUGCAACGGAACAGGACGCCAGUGCAUCCUUGCCACCAUUUUUGCCUAGGUAGCUAGCUCAGACUCUCAUCUAUGCGUAAAUGUAAAGUUUUAAUGUGGCAAGACAUUGAACAACACAGCUUUAAAUAUUGCCGUUAACUUUCCGUCACUCCGAUAUGUUCGCAGAAGAACGUGCCCAUCAGAUUUGUGUGAUAAGACGUUGCAUAACAGGCCAUUUGUAUGCGCUAGCUAGCGUUAGCUAACUAGCUAACGUUAUUUGUUAACUCUAUUGUUAACUCUAAUCUGUUUACGCUAAAUAAGUAGCUAGGUAGGCAAGUACCAAAGCAUUUCACUUCAUGGCGGAUGGUGGCUGGAGUACAGAUAACGGAGAGGCGGUGUAUCGUUCUCGAGAUGCAAUCAAAAAUCUAAAGAUAAGGGUGAGGGUGCAACGUGUGACGUCCACAGCAGUCCUCUCCCAACAUCUGCAGCACCAGGUGUUGACGCAGCAGGAGAGAGGAGUAAUCGAGCUUGACACCUUCAACUCUCAGUUAAGAUCAGGUCCUGAUGAUGAUGAGGUGCUGGCUGUCGGCUGGCAGGAAAAGCUCUUUAGUCAGUAUGAAGAGGAUCUGUACCAGUCAGAGACAGGCUGCCAAACUCCACUGGAGAAGCAGUAUCACACUGAGAUCCUGGCUCUACAGCGAGGGAAAGGAAGGCGCAAUCGCCGCAUUUUCACAUACACAGACUUUGACCGCUUUACAAACUGGGAAGAGCACUCUCAGAACCCAAUCAUACAGGCAAAAUUUGCCCCUACGUUUCUAGCCGAACGGAUGGCAAACAUCAGACACCGCAAGCAGGAGAGACGCACUGUGGAUGCCAGUGUGGCUAAAGCUCGGGUAAUAACCUGGGAGCCCUCGGAAGAGUUUGUGAAGAACAGCCAUGUUAUUAACACCACCGUACAGACCAUGCACAUCAUGGGGGACCUGGGUCCCUCUGGGAAGUUGGGUCUAAAAGAAAACGAGUAUGUACUUUGCACGAUCAGAGCCGACAGCAAUGGAGUUAUCACCAUCAAACCAGACUUCAACAACAGCAAAGGGCCUUACAGGGUGGAGACGGAGGGGGAGAAGAAGGAGGUGUGGCGACUGACGCUAGUGAACGCCGCACCGGGCAUCAGUGUGGAGGAGAAGGAUCGAGAGCUGCGCAUGUACAAAGAUCUUUAUGUUCGCCAUAGAGAUUACCUCAACAGCCUGGUUGGACCGGACUUUGAAAUGCCUCCUAUUGGAGUACUUCGGCUGCUUAUAAAUGGCGAGAUUGUUUCAGCCAAAGGGUUUGAAUACGACAACCUCUACAUCCACUUUGUCCUCGACCUUCCAAACAACUGGUUCGGCCUGCCGUUUGAAGCUCUCUCAGGGGUCACUCAGACGUGCCAGACACGCACCCUGGGAAAGGACAACGUGGCUUUCUUCUCCUACCCUUUUAGCUUUGAGACGUUCUUCCGGAAGGACGAUGAGAGCGAGGAGUCUCUGCCCCAGUGGCCUGUUCUCUACUUCAAGGUUCUCUCCCUGGAUUACUGGCAGCGCUACAGAACUGAAGGCUAUGGAUACCUGGUCAUACCCUCUGUCCCAGGCAACCACAGUGUGACUUGUGAGACAUGGAGACCUGUACAGAACGGCACAGUGGCAGAGUUGAGGCGAUUCUUCAUCGGCGGGUCCCCUGAACUGGAGGAUAACAGUUAUGUGCGAAUACCAAGUACUUUCAAGGGAGAGCGAUUGAGUCGGUUUGGCUUUCGCACGGAGACUAGUGGGAGUGUAACGUUUACUCUCUACUGCCUCCAGCAGGCCAGGGCUUUUGUUGACGCAAACACGUUGAGGAGGAGGAGACAGACUGUCGAAGAUCAGCUCGGGGGCUACAGUCAGCGGAAAUCUGUGCAGCAGAUAAUGGACCUUUUUGAGGGGGCGCGCGGUCGGAUGCGUGCGGCCAGGGAGGCCUUUCCUGACAACGCCGUCAGUGUCAUCACUACCCAGAGCUCCGAGUCCACUGCAUGACCGCAGCAGCAGGUGCAGGGGCAGGAGCAGGAGCAGGAGCAGGAGCAGGAGCAGGAGCAGGAGCAG
Molecule: messenger RNA, 2220 nt
Organism: Clupea harengus (Atlantic herring)
Lineage: Eukaryota; Metazoa; Chordata; Actinopteri; Clupeiformes; Clupeidae
Gene: mks1
Product: MKS transition zone complex subunit 1
Biological process (GO): cilium assembly
Cellular component (GO): MKS complex
Source: RefSeq, a predicted model, not a curated record